This is a messenger RNA of Ochlerotatus camptorhynchus, 4191 nucleotides long. Its product is annotated as monocarboxylate transporter 12-like. The transcript is spliced from 6 exons. Gene Ontology annotation, biological process: transmembrane transport; monocarboxylic acid transport. NCBI's taxonomy places the organism in Eukaryota, Metazoa, Arthropoda, Insecta, Diptera, Culicidae. The record is from RefSeq and is a predicted model, not a curated record. Bases 770 to 2839 code for a protein of 689 amino acids. Gene Ontology annotation, cellular component: membrane. Gene Ontology annotation, molecular function: monocarboxylic acid transmembrane transporter activity.
AGUUCAGUUAUGCUUUGAUAGUCGUACAGAAACGUUGUCUCUGUUGGAACGCUUCUUCACGUUAAGUCUCGCGCGCGCAUUUCUGAAUUUUAUUUGGCUUUUAUUGACUUUCAACUUCUUGACGACGCCGGUUCAUGUUGAAACAGUUUCUGUGUUUUCUGUGAGAAGUUUGCUUUUUGCAAAAUUUGGAAUUUCGGUACGCGUCUGGAGCGCUGCUAUCUGAUAUUUGCGCUUUUUUUUUGGUACUGAUAUAUUGUGUGUAAGUAAUUUUAUCUACACAUGAAGUAAGUUUUUUUUUGCGGUGGUGUACGAAAAAAAAAUCUGGCGCUAAUUUAAUUCGCUAUACACGUAUCGCAAUUUUGGUAAUGUGUUUUAGUAGCGAUCGGACGAUAAUUAAGUAUCGAAAAAAAAGUGGUUCAACUUGUUUAAACUGUGUGAGUGUGCUCUGAAGCCACCGAAAAAGACGAAGAGAGCUGGAACACGUUUCUACUAGUGGAAGGCAGUGACUGAAAAUUAACAUAUUUGUUAUUCGAUUCAGUGGUUUAGUAUCUGACAAGGAAUCGGUUUCACAAACGAGUCUGUAUUCAGUUAGUUAGUGACGUGUGAGAUUUCCGUAAAACUGCGUGAUUAACGUCGUCAUCAAAAGCGCCGGCCUACGCACAUGUGUUUAUCGACAGCUCAAAGGUUCCAUUCAUAAAAAAAAAGAUCCUCGAGCCAUCAAUUGGAUAAUCCAGCUUAAUAGUGGGUGCCUUCGUGAAAAGCUUGAAAGAUGCCUCCACAAAACUCACUCGAGAUGAAUACGAAACCGGAUGCUGAAAACGGCACCAAAAAGGUUCAAAAUGGUAACACAAACAAGCUUCAGAUGAUGAAGGAAGAACCGCCAACGACAUCGGUCAUCGUUCCACCGGACGGAGGCUGGGGAUGGCUGGUGAUGAUCGCUUCAUUUCUCUGCAACACGGUAGUUGACGGUAUCGUGUUCAGUGCCGGUAUGUUCCAAGACCCCAUUCGGUUGGACUUUGGCGUUGGGAAAGCCGAGGUUGCCUUAGUGAGCUCGUUACUCAGUGGGUUUUAUCUGCUCACUGGUCCAUUUGUCAGUGCUCUUGCCAAUCGGUGGGGCUUCAGAACCGUCACGAUCAUGGGCGCGGUGAUAGCUUCUAUUGGAUUUGCUCUUUCUUACUAUGGAACUAGUUUGGAAUAUUUGUACAUUACGUAUGGUGUAGUUGGUGGAAUUGGGUUCUGUUUCAUUUAUGUGCCAUCAGUGAUAACGGUUGGAUAUUAUUUCGAAAAAUGGCGUGCUCUGGCCACUGGAAUAGCUCUUUGCGGUUCAGGUGUGGGAACAUUCGUGUUCGCUCCGCUUAGUGCAAUGCUUAUCGAGAAAUUUGGAUGGAGAGGAGCCCUACUAGCUCAAUCUGCAAUUAUCCUUUUAUGUGCAAUUUUCGGAUGCUUUUUCCGACCCAUUCAACCGAUUCAGGUUACGAUCACUAAGGACGAAGAUACCCCCGCUGAAAAGGGAACAUUGCUUGGUGAAGGGCUACCAAUAGUUUACACUAAACCACUACCAGAAGGCCGAUUUGCCUAUUCAGUACCAAACAGUUCCCACAGCACGUGGAUGGGCGUAAGUCCUAACACUCAAUAUCCAACUGCUGCCGAGGUUUUCCGGGGUAGUGGACACAACCUUGAAAGAAGACCAUCCAACCACUCUGGUUUGCUGACAAAUGAAAAUAUUCAACACACGACGAAGAAACUAGAGCAAUUAUCAAAAAAUCAGAAGAGGCUCUCAGGACAAAUUACUCCCGAGGAUACUAUUCAUGCGCCACGGUUCCCGAUUCCACAUCACGAGCUGGUCACAGUAGGAGAAGCCGCUGAAGAAGAAGAGACGGAAAAUGGAACACUACUGACUGGAGAAGAGAAGCCCACACCUGUUAUCACAACGGCAUCAACUAGACAGCGAAGCCAUACCGUAUCUGGUCGCAGACCAAAUGAAUCCGGAUCUCGUCAAGGAAGUCGCCGUGGUACGCUGACUGAUGCUACACGUCCCAUGUACAGAGACGAUAUCUUUUUCACUGGAUCAUUGGUUCGUAUCCCUCAGUACCAAUCACAGACUUCCCUUGGAUACCAUAUGUCUGUCACACGUCUACCAACCCAAGCCGAUGUCGAAGAAAUUGAGGAAUCAUCAUGCAAAAUAUGUCCAGAGGCCGUGAGGCGCACUUUGGCUACCAUGUUGGAUAUGACUUUGCUUAGAUCGCCGUCGUUUAUGCUGUUAGCCAUUAGUGGAUUCUUCACCAUGAUGGGAUUCUUCGUACCGUUCAUCUACAUCACCCAGAGAGCUACAUCCGGGGGAAUGGACCAAAAUGUUUCGCUGUUCAUUGUGUCUGCUAUUGGUAUCUCAAACACCAUUGCUAGGAUUGUGUGUGGUUUCCUGAGUUCGUUCAAAAGUGUCAACGCUCUUCACAUUAACAACGUUGCAAUUACCAUGGGCGGAAUCGCUACAAUGCUCAGUGGUCUGUACAUCACAGAAGCCUUCCAGUUUACCUAUGCGGGAAUUUUUGGUAUCGCUAUUGCAUGCUUCUCAGCAUUACGUUCGAUUCUGGUUGUGGAUUUGAUGGGCCUGGAGAAACUCACCAAUGCAUUCGGUAUUCUUUGUCUAUUCCAAGGAAUGGCGGCAGUUAUCGGUGCUCCUAUUGCUGGUUACUUCACUGAUCUAACAGGCAGUUACAAUGUAUCAUUUUACAUAAGUGGAGCAUUGAUAACUAUUUCAGCCGUCCUGUGUUAUCCAUUGAACAUGGUCAACAAAUGGGAGAAGCAGCGGGCUGCUAAUAAGAAAGCAGGGGCAGUGUAGACAAUCGUAAAUCUAGAUUUAAUCCAACCAGAACCGCUGAUAUCUAAAGUACUUACCGAAUAGAACACGAAUAUCAUCUUUUUUUCACCCCAAAAAAAGCAUAAAUCUUAAUUGCAACACAACUUGACUCAGAGUUCAGAUCCAUUGAAUAAUAUUGUUAGAAAAUCUAUAAAAACACGUCAAUCAAAAGAAAGUUAUCGCAUAGAGUUGACUUUGUCACAAUCUAAGAUUAGGUAAGGUGCUAUUCCAUCCACGCACUGCAAAUAAAUAAGACUUAUGCUUAACAUCUGCCAACUGAGGUGCAGAGAAAAUAAUAUAAUUCGACCUUUCCUAUUUAUUUUUAAAACAAACCGCGAAUCACAACAUUGCACUGGAAAAGGCAAUAUCCAAUCAAGUGCCAUACAUAUGGAUGGCGUGCUGUAUGCAAUGAUUCAUAUAUUUAAAAUAAGACUUCAGUGCUAGCUUUGUAACCAUAUGAAAAAAAUGCUUUUACAUAUAUUUUAUUUUUUCUAUUUUGGAAAGUUCCUAUUCCACAUUCAUAAUCAUUUUAGUUUGAAACAUGUUUUGAUUGAGAAGAAACUUUAUAAACAGAACAGCAUCACUACGAUGGUAAUACCCAAACAAAAAAUACAGCGUUUAAUAAUUUUAAACUGACUGCCUGUUUCCAAAUCAGGGCUUUGAAUUUACUGUGAUGUCAGCGUAUGUAGGAGAUAAUAAGUUAUGUUUGUUGAUAAUGAAACAAACAACUCUAACCUUAGCAGAAAUUUCUCUCAUCACUAAUUGUUUUGCCCCAAAAAGAACAUCGACUCACUUAAGUGACAAGAAAAAGCCUCACAUAACUGCUUUUUGCUCCUGAUAAAUAUAGGUUUUCAUUCAUCAAAGUAUCUAUUUCCUAUGUAUCACAUGUGCAAUGUCUUGAAACACAGCUACAAAGAUUUCUAUAAUGAUGCAAUAAUUCAAUCAAACAGCUACUGAUCACAUUUAUUUUUUAAUAGUACCCACUCACCAUGAGCCAUUCCCGCAUUCAAAAGAAUAAGCGAUUUUAGUUCCAGAACUAAUGCCAUAGAAACCAGUUUAUAACUGUAGCAAGCAAUAAGUUAUAUCUACUGUUGAAAUAAAUGUCAAUGUAGUUUGUGUACUAAUACAAAAAAAAAACUCAUAAAAAUAGACUAUACGUAAUGCAAAGCUAAUAAAAAAAACAAUAAUACGUUACAAAGUACUAAAAAAAAUCAAUAGUAUAUCCGACUGAACGAGAUUUAAAGACACCUUUUCUAGACUAUAUAGAUUUUAAGAUAUGAGUGAAGCUAGAUUUUAUAUCUCCAACGUAUUUUUGGCAUUAAAAUAUUUGUUUA